GAAUCAUAUUUUUAAAAUAAAAGUGCCACCUCAAACACAUCGGCCAAGCAGAAAAACUUAUUGGCCAAUGCCGAUAUUUGAAAAAUGACAAAUAUCGGCCGAUAUAUCGGUCGACCACUACUGUAUUGCAUGAUAAAAGCAUUAGCAAUUAAUCGCAAAAAUUGAAUUCCUUUCAUAUGGAUAUAGCACCUUGUAAUGCCUCUUUGUGAGUUUUAUGACUAUAAAACGUCAGUUGCUGUUAGAUGGGGCAAACAUGUUGAAAAUGACGUGGCUUUUUACAGUAGAGUUCUCAAAACUGUUAACAGAGUUAUGAAAUUAUUAAAAAUAUAUAUUAAACAAAAAAAUUAGCAUAUUUAAAUAUGGCUGUAAAAUUCUGGAACUAUACCAGGCUAAAAUAAAGAAGGGGGCAAUAAGUUAAUACAAAUUUAACACUGCAAAUAAAUGUGAUUUUUAUGUAUUUUAAUUGAUAGUUUGUUGAAAUCUGACAUGCACAAAUGACAAGCUUAAGAACAUGCAUUGUUCAGAAUGAUCAAUUUUAUAUUUGCAGAUCAAGUUCUUGCAAAAUGUCAACAUUAUUAAAUACUGUACGUCUAAAGUCUUGUGGUCUGUCACCAGAACUCACUAAUGUAAUUCAGACUGCUAUCGCUCCUGGUCAGAGGUGUUAUUUUAUAUUCACUGUUAUUUAUUAAAGUUUAAUGGUGCAGCACUUUAAGUAUUUAACAUUUCAUGAAUUUGUAAAUUGCUCCCUCCCAGGGGAGAGGGUUUCUUAACCAUGGUCUGUCAAGUACAUUGUGAACACAUCCAAAAUUAGCAGUGUCUGAGUAGCAGGGCUCAGAAACACUCUGCUUUAAUAGAUUCAGAUCUUACUAAAACAAAUGCAAGAAUUAAGGCAAUACAGCAUGUCGUUCUUCCAGAAGAUUAGAUGUUUCUUUAAGAGGCAGAUUUCUAGAGUUCAGAUGACAUUGAGCGGAUUUCUUUGGUACAAAUGGACACGUGACUCACCUGCUAUCAUGCUUUCCAGAGCGGCCACCACGGCUGGGGUCACAGCUCACAAGAUCAGUAAAUGCAUCACCUUUCUCGCCAAUGAUGUCACUGGGACUCCCGCGGCUUCUGUGUCACCUGCUCAACCUAAACCCAUAUUGUUGUUGCUGCCAUGGCUGGGCUCCAAACCGCAGGCCAUUGCCAAGUACUGUGAUAUUUACUUUCGCACAGGCUUUGAUGUGCUUGUCGUGGAAAGUGAGGUGAGCCAGUUCUUGUGGCCCCGCUGGGGGUUGGAGUAUGGUGGUCAUGUGCUGGAAUUAUUAGAGAGUGAGCGCUUCUCACAGCGCCCCCUGCUGGUCCAUGCUUUCUCCAUAGGUGCAUACACAUUUUCUCAGGUGCUUGUUCAUGUGGCCAAUGACACACAGCGUUACCAAGGCCUGACAAACAGAAUCAGGGGUCAAAUCUACGACAGCCUUGUCAUGGGAUCGCUGGAGCAUAUGGCCAACGGUCUGGGCAAAACCAUAUUUCCCCGGAUGGAAGGUCUCGUGAAGUCCACUAGCCUUCUCUACUUUCGUGUCUUCAAAAAUCAGACGGUUGGCUACUUCAGCUCAGCGAUCAAUGUUUUCUGGAACACUCCUGUGACGGCACCUUCUCUUUUUUUCUACUCUGAAAAUGAUGCACUGUGCGAUUACGAGAGCUUGGAGAAGAUGGUGGAGUUCUGGAGGAGCCAUGGCCUAAUUGUUGAGAGCAAGAAGUGGAAAGAGUCGGUUCAUGCAGGUCACCUGCGCACACACCCUCAGGAUUAUCUGUCCACACUGGAGAACUUUGUGCAGUCUCUUAACAUGGUGCCUCUGAAGGCCAAAAUGUGAAUUCUGAAGGCUGUCACUUGUCUCAUUAAACGUCUAAGUUGGCUGAA
Carassius gibelio (silver crucian carp) is the source of this 1897-nucleotide messenger RNA. RefSeq names its product transmembrane protein 53. The transcript has 3 exons. The coding region runs from base 876 to 1850 and encodes 324 amino acids. The record is from RefSeq and is a predicted model, not a curated record. Gene Ontology annotation, molecular function: serine hydrolase activity. Lineage: Eukaryota; Metazoa; Chordata; Actinopteri; Cypriniformes; Cyprinidae.